Molecule: messenger RNA, 3908 nt
Organism: Anolis carolinensis (green anole)
Lineage: Eukaryota; Metazoa; Chordata; Lepidosauria; Squamata; Anolidae
Gene: maf
Product: MAF bZIP transcription factor
Exons: 2
Coding region: 128-1309 (393 amino acids)
Biological process (GO): regulation of transcription by RNA polymerase II
Cellular component (GO): nucleus
Molecular function (GO): RNA polymerase II cis-regulatory region sequence-specific DNA binding; DNA-binding transcription factor activity, RNA polymerase II-specific
Source: RefSeq, a predicted model, not a curated record
GGCUCGGUCUCUCUCGCCGCUCCUCUCCCGCCUUCCCGUUGCCAAGCUGGCGAGCCAAGGCGGCAACCCGCUGGUCCCCUCCUCCGCCGCCUCGCACCCCUUCUGGCGGACGGUGGCGGCGAAGAGGAUGCCGUCCUCGGAGCUCGCCCUGGGCAGCAACACCGGCGGCGCCCCGGACUUGCCCACCAGCCCCCUGGCCAUGGAAUACGUCAACGACUUCGACCUCAUGAAGUUCGAGGUGAAGAAGGAGCCGCUGGAGAGCGAGCGCCUCAUCAGCCAGUGCGGGCGCCUCAUCGCCGGCGGCUCGCUCUCCUCCACGCCGAUGAGCACGCCCUGCAGCUCCGUGCCGCCCUCGCCCAGCUUCUCCGCGCCCAGCCCGGGCUCCUCGGGGGGCGGCGGCGGCGGCGGAGGAGGAGGAGGGCAAGGCGGGGGCGGCGCGGGCCACGGCGGCGCGGGAGGCAACGACCAGAAGGGCCCCUUGGAAGACUACUACUGGAUGAGCGGCUACCCGACGCAGCUCAACCCCGAGGCGCUGGCGUUCAGCCCCGAGGACGCGGUGGAGGCCCUCAUCAGCAGCAGCCACCACCAGCUCCAAAGCGUCGCCCGCAACGCCGGCUUCGAUGGCUACAACCGAGGGCAGCCGCUGGGAAGCAACGCGGACGAGAUGGGCUCCGCGGCGGCGGUGGUGUCCGCCGUGAUCGCAGCGGCGGCGGCUCAGCAGCAGAACGGAGCCCAGCACUACCACCACCACCACCCGCACCACCACAGCAGCCACCACUCUUCCAGCGCCGCGGCCGGCAACGGCCUCCCCCCCGCGCACCCGCACGCCGGCAACGCGAGCCUCCCUCCCGCGCCGGUGUCGUCGUCCUCCCACUCCUCGUCGCCCUUCGACGACCGCUUCUCCGACGACCAGCUCGUCACCAUGUCGGUGCGGGAGCUCAACCGGCAGCUGCGCGGCGUCAGCAAGGAGGAGGUGAUCCGGCUCAAGCAGAAGCGCCGCACGCUCAAGAACCGCGGCUACGCCCAGUCGUGCCGCUUCAAGCGGGUCCAGCAGCGGCACGUGCUCGAGUCCGAGAAGACCCAGCUCCUCUCGCAGGUCGAGCACCUCAAGCAGGAGAUCUCCAGGCUGGUCCGGGAGAGGGACGCCUACAAGGAGAAGUACGAGAAGCUGGUCAGCAGCGGCUUCCGAGAAAACGGCUCCAGCCACGACAACAGCGGGAGCGGAGCCAGCCCCUCCUCGCCAGAGUUUUUCAUUGAAAAAGGUCCUUUGGCUAAAAGUUGCCAACUGCAUUUUGCCUGGUUGAAGUAAGUGUCCUGCAAAGAACCUGAAUGUAUGGGGUUGAUUGUACAGGAGAAGGGCUUUCAAGGUCAUUGCCAAUAUCUUGUACAGUAGAGUCUCACUUAUCCAACGUUCUGGAUUAUCCAACGCAUUUUUGUAGUCAAUGUUUUCAAUGCAUCGUGAUAUUCCGGUGCUAAAUUCGUAAAUACAGCAAUUACUACAUAGCAUUAAUGUGUAAUGAACUACUUUUUCUGUCAAAUUUGUUGUAUAACAUGAUGUUUUGGUGCUUAAUUUGUAAAAUCAUAACCUACAGUAGAGUCUCACUUAUCCAACAUAAACGAGCCGGCAGAACGUUGGAUAAGCGAAUAUGUUGGAUAAUAAGGAGGGAUUAAGGAAAAGCCUAUUACACAUCAAAUUAGGUUAUGAUUUUACAAAUUACGCACCAAAACAUCAUGUUAUACAACACAUUUGGCAGAAAAAGUAGUUCAAUACGCAGUAAUGUUAUGUAGUAAUUACUGUAUUUACAAAUUUAUCAUCAAAAUAUCAUGAUAUAUUGAAAACAUUGACUACAAAAAUGGCUUGGAUAAUCCAGAAGCUUGGAUAAGUGAGUGUUGGAUAAGUGAGACUCUACUGUAAUAAAAAAAGAGUAAAAUAAAUGUAAUAGUAGCAACAAUAAAAGAGAAAAAUAAUAAAUGUAAUAAUACCAAUUAUAAUAGAGAAAAAUAAUAAAUGUACCAUAUAUUCUCGAAUAUAAGCUGAUUCAAAUAUAAGCCAACCAGGGCCCUCACUCGAGUAUAAGCCGAGGGGGGCUUUUUCAGUCUUAAAAAAAAGGCUGAAAAACUAGGCUUAUACAUGAGUAUAUACAGUAAUAUUCAUGUCAAACUAGAUUGAAACACUGGGUUGCUGUGAAUUUUCCGGGCUGUAUGGCCAUGUUCCAGAUUGAAACAGUUUUCCUUAAGAAAAACCAAUGCUAUUAGAAAGUAGACACUGAUGAUGGGGGAAUAUAAUGUAUUAAAUGAGUACCUUUUUCUACCAAUGUUGCCAAAUUAAAAAAAGAGAGAGAGAGAGAGAAGAAACAGGAAUGAUAUCAGCCAAUUAAUAAAUCUGCAUUGCCUUUCUUGGCUAGGAAUUAAUGCAGCCUUCCCUGGUUCUGUGUCUUGUCUGUUCAUACCGAAUCGUCAAGUAAAUUUUAAUUGAGUAUUUGAGCUCCGCAGCCUGCCGCGGUGUGCGCUUGCAACUCCAGAUCAUUAUUGAUGCGAUUGGGCGGGCUGCGGUAUCUGAACAGGGAUAUCCUCUUCGUAGUUGAAAGAUAAUAAAAGGAUGCUGACUGCAACACUUCUUUGGAGCCUCUUCGAGGAGGCAGGGAGGGCGCACUGAAUACCUUUGCCUUCCAAAGAAAUGCAUCCAUAAUAGAAUGGAUUUGCCAGUUGGCAUGUAAGCAAAGGUCACCUGAAAGAAAAUGACACUUCAGGCCUGAAGGAGCCAUUUGCUUUAAGAGAUCCCGGGAGCUACGCCAGAUCUCACAUUUUGUUUGACAGUAUCCCCAAACUUUUAUUUUUGUUCAAAAAUAACACAGUGUAAUAUGAUUUCCGUAUAAUCUUGAAAUACGUUUAAAUCUGCUAUGCUAGUCGUACAUUUGGGUGUUUGAAAAGAUCUGCAAAUAGAGGCAUGUUAUAUGCCUCUAUAUCAAUGAUGGGCAACCUUUUGCACUUGGUGUGUCAAAAUUCACCAAAAACCUAGCAUGACUUGGGUAGUGUGUCACUUCGAGAAAAAACCCCAUAAUUUCACAAUAUGUAUAGUUUAAAUAACAAAAAUGUAUAAUUGUAAUAUAUAACUAUUUAAUAAAUCAAAAACUAUUUAUUACCACUACAGUAUUAUUAUUAUUAUUUAUUUAUUUACAGUAUUUAUAUUCCGCCCUUCUCACCCCGAAGGGGACUCAGGGCGGAUCACAUUGUACACAUAUAAGGCAAACAUUCAAUGCCUUUUAACAUAGAACAAAGACAAGACACACAUGGCUCCGAGCGGGCCUCGAACUCAUGACCUCCUGGUCAGAGUGAUUCAUUGCAGUGAUUCAUUGCAGCUGCUUUCCAGCCUGCUCCACAGCCCGAGCCAGUAGAGUCUCACUUAUCCAACACUCGCUUAUCCAACAUUCUGGAUUAUCCAACGCAUUUUUGUAGCCAAUGUUUUCAAUACAUCAUGAUAUUUUGGUGCUAAAUUCGUAAAUACAGUAAUUACUACAUAGCAUUACUGCGUAUUGAACUACUUUUUCGGUCAAAUUUGUUGUAUAACAGGAUGUUUUGCUGCUUAAUUUGUAAAACCAUAACCUAAUUUGAUGUGUAAUAGGCUUUUCCUUAAUCCCUCCUUAUUAUCCAACAUAUUCACUUAUCCAACGUUCUUGGAUAAGUGGGACUCUACUGUAUAACUAUUUAAUAAAUCAAAAACUAUUUAUUACCACUAUUUCCAUGUACAACAAUCUAUGCUACCUCUUGCAGUUUCCACGCUGAUUUCUCUCUAUUCUAGUUUCAAUGUAGUCAUGAAAAAUGAAUAAUAUACAGUAGAGUCUCACUUAUCCAACAUAAACGGGCCGGCAGAACGCUGGAUAAGCGAAUAUGUUGGAUAAUAAGGUAUU